Messenger RNA from Trichomycterus rosablanca, 5183 nucleotides. RefSeq names its product tight junction protein 2a (zona occludens 2) (gene tjp2a). The record is from RefSeq and is a predicted model, not a curated record. Gene Ontology annotation, biological process: cell-cell junction organization; establishment of endothelial intestinal barrier; cell-cell adhesion. Gene Ontology annotation, molecular function: cell adhesion molecule binding. Lineage: Eukaryota; Metazoa; Chordata; Actinopteri; Siluriformes; Trichomycteridae. Gene Ontology annotation, cellular component: plasma membrane; bicellular tight junction. The transcript is spliced from 23 exons. The coding region runs from base 184 to 3636 and encodes 1150 amino acids.
GAUAAGGGACUGGUGCAGUGGUAAGGAAUAUCUGAGUAUUCAAGAGAAAUUUAAAAUGAAGUACAAGAAGUUCAUGACAGUUGUUCAUGCCGCUAUCGGAGUGGCACCGCUUAACAAGAGGGAUCUGCUGCCAGCUGGCAGGAAACUUUGGAGGCCCCCUGGGUGAGUGAAAGGAACCCAGUGAUGGAGGAGGUGUGGGAGCAGUUCACAGUGACCCUGCAGCGGGACCCAAAAAUGGGAUUUGGAAUUGCAGUCUCAGGUGGAAAGGACAAUCCAAAUGAAGAGAAUGGAGAAAUAUCUAUCAUCAUCUCAGAUGUACUGCAGGGUGGACCUGCUGAUGGCCUGUUGUUUGAGAAUGACCGAGUGAUCCUGGUGAACACUGCAUCCAUGGAGAACAUCCCUCACUCAUUUGCUGUACAGACACUACGCAAGUGUGGCAAAGUUGCCAAGAUAACAGUGAAGAGGUCACGAAGAGUCCCAGCAAGCAUUAUGCGACCUCCACCCUCCCCAGAUGAUCGUGUCUUCUCCAACCCUGACUACAACGACUAUGACCAGGACCGGCGCAGCAUGUACAGCGAGCGCACGGUCUCCGAGUACAACUAUGAGCGAAGCCGAGGCCGAACACAAGAGCGAGACGUCAGUCCUGAACGCCAGUUUCGCCGUGACGGCAGUCGAGGCCGAAUGCUGGAUCGUGACCCCAGCCCAGAGCGCCGUUCCCGGGGGGACCGUGCCAUGGACCGUGACUACAGUCCAGACCGGCGUUAUAGUAGCGACCGCACUUUAAACCGGGACUACAGCCCAGAACACCAUUACCGUCCCGAGCGCAGUCCUGAUCGACGUUACCGUAGUGAACAUGCCCUGGAUCGUGACUAUAGCCCUGACCGGCGUUACCGUAGUGAACAGGUUCUGGACCGUGCUCACAGCCCAGAGCCACGCUUCAGAGAGCGAGAAGAGAGGAGGCCUGAGCCUCGUCCAGCGGUGGUAAUACCAAAAAGGAGUGGCAGUCGAGAUCGCCUAGAUCGCUCACCUUCACCUACACCAUCUCGAGAGCAUGGACCGCUGGAGAAACCAGUCAGUGUCACACUUAAGAAGAAGAAGCCUACUGAGGAAUAUGGGCUGCGUUUGGGCAGUCAGCUCUUCAUUAAAGAGAUGACAAACACAGGAUUGGCAACUCGAGACGGAAAUCUACAGGAAGGGGACAUCAUCCUAAAGAUAAAUGGUACAGUGACAGAGAACCUGUCUCUUGGAGAUGCUGGAAAACUUAUUGAGAAAUCACGAGGAAAACUGCAGUUGGUGGUGCAGAGGGAUAAGCGUAAGGUUCUGGUUCGGAUUCCACCAAUGGCUGACAGCGAUUCAGAGCUGGACGAUCUUUCUGAGAUUGAGUCUUAUCGAUCCUACUCACCUCAGGAUGGUGGUAGGCGAGGUUACCACUCAGACGUCUCCCCACACUCCUCCAAUGAGAGACUACGAGAAAAACCUAGAGACGACCCCCCAAACAGACAGGCAAAAAAGGGUGCAAUUCCAACACCAUUCCAGGCGGCUCCUGAUGAUCUGCCCCCUCCCCCGUUGGAGCAAGACGAGCCAUUUUAUGAAGAACCUCCAGCUCCAGUGGUCACUGCUGCCCCAAAAAUCUACGUUCCACCAAAAAUCAAACAUCAGAAGGUGCCCCUAAAACCAAGCCCAGAGGACCUGGAGAUCUACGGGCCCAACACCGUGAUGGUGCGCUUCCAGAAGGGUGAGAGUGUUGGACUUAGACUGGCUGGUGGGAAUGAUGUGGGUAUCUUCAUAACAAAUGUACAGGAGGACAGUCCUGCUGAAGUAGAGGGUCUGCGCACCGGGGAUCAGAUCAUGAAGGUAAAUAACGUGGAUUUUAGAGGAAUGGUGAGAGAGGAUGCAAUACUGUGUCUGCUGGAGAUUCCUAAAGGAGAGGAUGUGACUAUACUGGCACAGAGCAAACCUGAUGUGUACAAGGACAUUGUGGCGUCAGGACGAGGGGAUAACUUCUUCAUCAGGACACAUUUCGAGUAUGAGAAAGAAACUCCACAGAGUCUGGCCUUCACCCGAGGAGAGGUCUUCAAAGUGGUGGACACACUUUACGAUGGCAAACUGGGCAGCUGGCUUGCCAUCCGCACAGACAAAGACAAUCAGCUACUGGAGAAAGGCGUCAUACCCUGCAAGAGCAGAGCCGACCAGAUGGCCAAUGUGCAAAAUGCCCAGAAAGGAUCGGCCAAUGACAGAGGGGAUUUUUGGAGGCUGAGAGGUCAAAGGGCAGCCAAGAAAAAGGACCUGCGCAAAAGCAGAGAGGAUCUGACAGCAAACCCAGUCUCCACAAAAUUCCCAGCAUAUGAGAGGGUGGUGCUGCGAGAGGCUGGGUUCAGAAGACCCGUGGUUCUUUUUGGCCCAAUUGCAGAUGUUGCAAGCGAGAAACUAGCUAAUGAGCUGCCUGAUGAAUUUGUUGUUGCAAAAAGAGAACCCAAAGAUGCAGGAUCAGAGAAAUCCUCAGGAGUGGUGAGACUAAACACUGUCCAGCAGAUUAUUGAACAGGAUAAGCAUGCUCUCCUCGAUGUCACUCCCAAAGCUGUAGACACUCUGAACUACACUCAAUGGUACCCCAUUGUAGUCUUUCUCAAUCCAGACAGCAAGCAGGGUGUAAAGACGAUGAGGAACCGUUUGCUGCCAGGGUCUAAUCGCAGCUCCCGCAAACUGUACGAACAGGCUGUAAAACUGAGGAAGACCAGCUCACACCUUUUCACUGCCACAGUUAACCUGAACUCUGCUCAUGAUGCGUGGUAUGGCAGUCUGAAAGACACAAUUCGGGAGGAGCAAAACAAAGCCGUGUGGGUGUGCGAAAGCAAACUGGAUACUGCUGAGGAGGACCUCGAUCUUUACGAUGACCGCAUGUCCUACCUGUCGGCCAUGAGCGCUGAUUACCUGAGCAUGGACAGCCGGCUGACCAGCGACUACGAUGACACAGCAGAUGAGGGAGGAGCGUACACUGAUAAUGAGCUGGAUGAGCCUACUGAUGAGCCGCUCGUAUCGGGGACCAGCCGCUCCUCAGAGCCUGUACUCCCUGAAGAGAGACCUGCCCCUGUUCCCCGCAUGAAACGGUCCACCAGCAGGGAAAUGCUUCGAGACCCCAGCCCCCCUCCCUCCUUUGUCCCAGACCCUCCCAAGAACCGGGCUCAGAAUCGGGCCUCUGAUUCACACUCCAGUAGCACAUUAAGCAGCGAUGUACCCACCAGCCACAGGCCCGCUCCUCCACCUGUAGCUCAGAAGCCAAGUUUUCUGGGCCGAGGAGCCCAAGCCCAGGAGCCUCAAUCAGACACAGCAGAGGAUCCUGCAAACCAGUCACUGCUAGGAAAGAUCAAGGCAUUUGAGAAGAUUGACCAUCUGGCUCGAGCACAGAGGAUGCUGGAACUGCAGGAGGCUGAAUUUGCUCGGUUGGAAAUCUCUCAGCGGCAUCCAGACAUUUAUGCUGUUCCUGAUAAACCAAAACCCAAUCCACACAGACCCACACCUAUUGGGUCCAGCUCAAACUCGGAUGGUCGUCCUCCUUACCGCGCUGGUGCUGCUGACAACGCUGAAACUCGGCGAGGCCACUACAACCCCCAAAAAUACAAUGACACUGAACUGUAGUCCCAUUUCCAAUUAAUUAUGGUUAAGUAUUACCUGCUGUGUGUGUUGCACAACUGAUGAUUGUGUUAAAUCCCUGUGCAUUCAAAUGAACAGUUUUCACCUGCAGGACUGUGAUCAGUAUUGCAAGGGCUCAAACUCAUUAACAGAUAUUUUGCUAACAAUUAAAAUAAAGCACUCCUCAUAUUAGGGAUGCACAUUUAUAGUUUUAAUAACACAACACUAUUAGAGCUCUUGAGUAAUAACCAAUAAUUAUACUGAUCCAAUACAGAUAUUACUGAUUGUUUAAUUACUCAAUUCUCUGCAAGCAUGAUGUACAAACACCAAUCCAAAACAGCAAUAAUGAACACUGAUGUAUGUUUUUAAGAUACAUAUCUGUAUGUGAAACUGAAAGACUUUUAAAUGUUGUCUUGAGCGUUUUGUUACACCAUGGAAAACAUAUUUUAUUCAUUUGCAGCAUUUGUAUAGUUUCCUUUCUUCAGAAUGUAUUCACUAAGUUGACAUUAUUAUGUACACCAAGCUCUACCUGCACUUACUGGCCAUUAUAUAAGGUACACCUACCAUACAGAUGAUUUUUAGGUACAUAAAUUCUGGAUAGUAUUGAUGAUUAGAAAACCCCUCAGAACUAAUGCUGAUUCUAUAUUAUUUAAUUGGUGGCCCAUUAGCAAAGCAAUAACACUGAAAUGGUCAUGGCUUCAUAACAUAAAAAAAAAAAUCACUAUUUUCUGUUCACUUAGACAUAGGGAAAAUUAUUAAGUCAAUGACUUUUAAACCAAACUAAAUACAGUACUAUGUCCUUAACCGUAUCAGAGCAGUGUUCACAGCAUUUGUGUUGAUGUGCAAAUUCAGCAUCACAGAAUCAGGGAUCAGCUACAAAAAAUGUGACUUGCCAGAUUUUACAUUUACAUUUUCAGUCUAUUAUACAGUCUAAGCAAUUAAGGGUUAAGGGCCUUGCUCAAGGGCCCAACAGUGGCAACCUGGCAGUGGUGGGGUUUGAACCAGUUGCUUACUAGUCCAGUACCUUAACUGCUAGGCUACAACUGCCCCUUUUACAACUGCCCAGAGUCCGCAAAACAAUUUAAAGAGGAUGUAAUUUGUUUACUUCUAUGUGAAUGCAGUGGUAUAUCGUUAUGUGCAGUUUAAAACAUAAUUGAAAGCCAUUAAAGAUUUUAAGCCUGACCUGACAAAAAGAGCAGUGAGUGUAAAUACAUGCUAGGUGUAUGUUGAACAUUAAACUGUGUGUGUAUAUAAUCUUCUCAGUAAGUGAAUGGUGGCUUAAACUAUGCAUACAGGAAUUAAACAUGGCCAAUCAUGUCUGUGUAGACACCUGGCAGGCUGAUAACACCGCUGAGAUUUAAACUCUUAUUGUAUUAAUACUUUUAUACUCUAUAUACAUGUAUCUUUUAUUAAUAAUUGCAUUUGUAUGCAAUAUGUAUUGCUUAUGAUUGAGGUCCGUGCUAUUUCUACCUGUUUAUAAUUGCUAUGUGAAUGUGGAUAUGUACAAAAUCAAUGUUUGUAACUAAGAUUAAAUAAAUAAACCAAACACAAAA